Labeo rohita (rohu) is the source of this 2701-nucleotide messenger RNA. RefSeq names its product GTPase IMAP family member 8. Gene Ontology annotation, molecular function: GTP binding. NCBI's taxonomy places the organism in Eukaryota, Metazoa, Chordata, Actinopteri, Cypriniformes, Cyprinidae. The transcript has 3 exons. Bases 54 to 1715 code for a protein of 553 amino acids. The record is from RefSeq and is a predicted model, not a curated record.
GAUUGACAUACAGAGAGAGACAUCCGCUCUCAGCUUUAGGUUGCAUAUCAACAAUGGAAUCAAAAGAACAUUUGAACUUGAUGAUACUUGGGGAGGAAGGAGCUGAAAAGAGCACAGCAGCAGACACAAUACUGGGAACACAAGCUUUCACAUUAAAGGCAGGUUCCAGCUCUGUGACAGAAGAUAUUGCUAUUAAAUCUGGUAAUGUUUGUGGAGUUCUAGUCACUGUUUACGACACAUCAGGACUGUUUGACAGAGACAUGAGCGAAGAAGAGAUUCAGAAAUUUAAACGUUUUCUUCAGAAAUCUGAUUUAGAUCUCUCUGCAUUUUUGCUGGUCAUCAAAACUGACAGAUUCACUGAAAAAAAAAGGAAAACUGUGGAGAAGAUUGAGAAGCUGCUGGGAGAAAAAUACUUGAAAAAGACCUGGAUUCUCUUCAGUGGAGGAGACAAACUGGAGGAUGAAAACAAGACAAUAAAAGAAUUCAUCAAUGAGACUGAAGCACUGAAGAAACUUGUUGAGAAAUAUGAUCAGAAAUACUAUAUGUUCAACAAGAGAGGGCCUAGUGACCAAGCUAGAUUACUGCUGGUAAGAAUUCUCCAGAGAAAUUUUGAGGAUGGAACAAGGCUGUUCAGACGAAUUAGUUUCAUCAGUCCAAACAUUCAUGAUGAACCAGACACUCCUGCUUCCAGUCCGUCAUCUAGAAGGAUUGUUCUUUUGGGUAAAACUGGUGUUGGGAAAAGUGCAUCUGGAAACACAAUACUGGGACAGACAGUGUGUAAAUCUGUGAUGAGAAUGGAUUCAGUAACAACUGAAUGUUCAGAUGUUCACGCCACUGUUUCAGGCAGAUUUGUGACUGUAGUUGAUACUCCUGGAUUCUUUGACACAAACAUGAACGCUAACCAGUUAAUGACAGAGAUAGCAAGAUGUGUUUAUUUAUCCAGUCCUGGACCUCAUGCUUUUCUCAUUGUGUUUCCUGUGAAUAUGAGAUUCACUGAACAUGAGCAGCAGAUUUUUCAGCAAAUUGAGAUGAUAUUUGGUCAAAAGGUGUUAAAAUAUGGCAUUGUUCUCUUCACUUAUAAAGAUCUACUGAAACAAGAAACCAUAGAAAAGUUGAUUAAGGACAGCAGUAGAUUAAGAAAUCUAGUUGAUCAGUGUGGAGGCAGAUUCCACAUCUUCAAUAAUGAAGAUCAGAAUAACCGUGAGCAGGUGAAUGAUCUACUGCAGAAGAUUGACACAAUGAUAGAGCAGAAUGGAGGAGGAUAUUACAGUAAUCGAAUGUAUGAAGAUGCUCACAGAUUCAGACAAGCGGAAGAAAAGAGAAAACAUCAAGAGGAGAAACAAAGACAAGGCGAGAUUGAGAGAAUGAGAAACGAGACAGAGAAGAGAAUCAGAGCAGAGAUGGAAGCUACACAUAAAUCUGAGCUAGAAAAACUUAAGGCAGCGAGACACAAAGAGGAAGAGGAGAGAAAACAACAAGAAUUUAAACAGUUUUAUGAGAAGUAUAAAUCUAAGUUUUCCUAUUCAGCUUUUGUACUUAAAGGCCUUCCUGGCAUUGGAGCAAUAAUUGGUGGUGGUAUUGGUGCAGCUGUUGGAAUUAUUGGUGGCCCUGCUGGUAUAGCUGCUGGUGGAGCUUUUGGUGUUGCUGUUGGUACAGCUCUUGGUGCAAUUAUUAUGGAAAAUAAAUCCACUGAAAACCAGAAAAAGUACUAUUAAUUUUCUGCCAACCCUGCUGAAAAAAACAGCAUAUGCUGGUUAGGUAUGUUUUGAAUCAUGGUAGCUGGUUUAAGCCGGUCUUAAGAUGGUCCUGAGUAAGACCUAGGGAGGGCAUUAUCUGUUUUCUGUAAUUCUAAAACACAACACAAUGCAAAAUUAAAAAGAAAAAAAGAAAGAACAGGCAAGUGCCUGUGUAAAAUAAGUAAAGAAAGUUAAUUUACAUUAUCAGAACAUUUUAUAGACUUUUCUUUGUGUAGAGACAUUUUAGCUAGUAAUGUGUGCAAAUUCACAUGGCCAACUGGCCACUGCACUAGACAAAACCAGAGUCUGAAAAAAACAGAUCAAGUGUCCAGAUCAAGGAGUAAAAUCACCUUGUUUAUUGAGUGAUUUAAGACCUAUUCUCUCUCUCUUACACACACACACACAAACAAUAAAAUGAAUAUAUUUUUAAAGAUUUUAAGAAAAUGCAGGAUUAUGGGAAAUUAUGAUUUAUAAUGUACUAAUAAGCAAUAUGAUUUCAGUAUUAUUUUUUAUUUUGUUGUAUUAUUCAUACAUUGUGUAGUUUCUUUUUGCUGCUCCACACACUUGAGGAUAUACAGUUCCAUUCAGUUUCUCAGACAAGUGUGAACUGAGAAUUGUGAAUACUCCUCUAUUAUUAGAGUAUUUAAAAAAGGUCAUUAAAUUUAACAAUUGUGAAAUGUCUCACAUGUACAGUUAUUUACUUUUUUCAGUAUGGUUUAUAAUGUUUUAUAGAUUUUGUCUGAACAGUUUAAUCCAGUCAGAGAAAAAUAUACAAAGUGGCAUGUAACAUUAGAAGCAAUUAAACUAGUCAUCUGCAUUGAUUUCACUUGUGCUCUUUUUAUCUUGUGAUGCAUUAAAACAGGGUCUUUAUGAGUUUUUGACAUUUAUUUAAUAAUGUACUGCAUGCAACAGAUGAAAUAAACAUGUAUGUGGACUGAUAAUUAGACCUGUCAAACAUACUUAAA